GGUUGACCAGAGCAGCAGCAGCAGGAUGGCCGACCAGAGUAGGCAAAUAAAACUCGCUGCGGCCAAGAAAAAGCUGAAGGAGUUUCAGCAGAAGAGCUCCCCUGUUAGUGGAGGAGGAGAAAAGGGAGGAGGAGGUGGAGCGGGGGCCAAGAAGAAGAGGAAGGUGAAAGGACCAAACCAAGUGGAUACACCACCAUCAGACAGAAACUCUCCAGAUAAUUUUGACAAUAUUCUGAAAGCACUUAGUCAAAGCAAUGGAGUAGUCCUCCCUUCUUAUGCCAACUGUCAGACCUUCCCUGAAGUGGAGGCUGUGGGAUCCUCAGUCUCCCAGCAGCUGGAGGAGCUGAACAGCGAGCCCGGUCGCGCCUCACCUGCGUCUAACCCUGCUAGCGCUAACACUGCUACUAACCCCGAGUCUGUUGGUCACAGCGCUGACCUGCAGCAGGACUACCCCGACACAAAUGGCAAUGACAGUUCAAUGGACGAGAACCGACCGCUUUCUUCCACAGAGAGCCUGCGACAGCUCUCACAACAACUAAAUGGCCUGGUCUCCGAGUCAUCCGCUGCUUACGUGAAUGGAGAUAGCGCACCUGCUGUCAGUGACAGAGACCUGGAGAGUCGGAACCAGGAGCUGGCAGCCGCCCUGGAAUCCAGCAACCUAACAAACUCUCAGCUCAAUACCAAGCUAGACCAGCUGGCACAGCAAUCUCAGGAGCUCACAGAGCAGCUGCAAAAGGAGCGGAAAGAAUUUGAGCAGAGGUUUUCAAAAGAGCAGGGGGCUAUGCGGGAGCAGUUGCAGGUUCAUAUCCAGACGAUUGGCAUACUGGUAUCAGAGAAAUCCGAGCUACAGACAGCACUACAGUACACACAACAGGCGGCGCGGCAGAAGACAGCUGAUGCAGAAGAGCUCAACAACCGUCUGCAGGCAGCAAAGCAGAGAGUGUCUGAACUGGAAAGAACUCUGUCUUCUGUCUCAACACAGCAGAAACAAUUUGAAAAGCACAACAAAGAGCUUGAGAAGGAGCGGGACAGCCUGAGGCUGGAGGUGUUUAGAGUAAAUAAUUUAAACGAGGAGUCGAGGCAGCAGAACUCGGAGCUGUCGGAGCAGUUAAAACUGAGCACGCAGGACAACGGCGGGUUGAGGCUGGAGGUGGAAGACCUCCGCAAGCGGCUCGAGUUCGCUGACCUCAUGUUACAGCAGUACUCCAGUCAGUCAGAUCCCAGCAGUGCCAACCAGCAGGUGCAAUUACUGCUGGAAGAGAAGCAGCAGCUGGAGGUACACAAUCACCAGCUGAUGGAGUCCAUUGCCCAGCUGAAGACAGAGAGAGAUUGUUACGCAGAGCAGAUCCAGGAAGAAGGUCGCGUUUGGAAAGACAAAACAGAACAGCUGCUCACACAGGUAUCGUUGGUUGCAGAGGAGCGGGACAGAAACAUCAGCAGAGUUGAAGAACUGGAAGCCAGCAUUGCAGAGCUAAAAAAUGCUGCAGCAUUACUGACCCAGGAGAGGGAAGCUCUGGAUGGUGCAGAACCUCAGCCAUCAGGACCCUCAGAGAGUGAGCUCGCUCUGCAAGAGGCCUUCAACAGCCUGCAGCAGGAGAAGGAUGCUGUUGCUGCUCAGUACCAGGCACAACUGAGAGACAACGAGCAGCUGAGCCGCCUGUGUGCCGAGCAGGAGGCGCGUCUCGGGGAUCUGGAGCAGCAGGUUCACAGCCAGGCCCAGGAGGAGGAGGACCGCCGGCGCAUGCUGGAGGACGUGCAGUCGGACAAGGCCACCAUCAGCCGUGCUCUCACUCAGAACCGCACGCUGAAGGACCAGCUGGCCGAGCUGCAGAACGGCUUCGUCAAACUGACUAAUGAGAACAUGGAGCUGACCACUGCCAUUCAGUCAGAGCAGCAUGUGAAAAAAGAGCUGGCUCGCAGAAUGGGUGAAUUGCAAGAGGAGCUACACAAUCGCAAAGAAGAGCUGGAGCUGAAAUCCAAGGAGUACCAGGGUCUGAUGGAGCAGAGGGAUCAGGUUGUGGCCCACCUGCAGCAGUACUGUGCUGGCUACCAGGCCCUGGCCUCAGAGAGGGAACAGCUCCAUCAGCAGUAUCUGCAGCAGAGCCAGCUCAUGGACCGGCUGCAGCACGAUGAAAGCCACGGCCGAGCGCAGCUGGAGAUCAGUCACAAUCAGCUCAAACAGGCCCAGGAGUACUUGGAUCAUCUGGUCAAAGACAAUGAGAAGCUAAAGGCUGAAGUGAAGGAGCUGCUCAGCGGCUCAGCUCUCAUGACGUCCUCCAGAGACCAGGGUGAUGGAGUAGAAAGCCAGUCUCUGCAAGAGAGUCCACAGAAGUCGACUUCUAUCGUGAUCCCAGAUGACUUUGAGAGUCCAAAGGAGAUGGAGGAAUUUAUCCGUGGAGCGCUGUCUCAGCUGGAGGCCGAGAGAGACGAGGCCCGAAGGCAGCUGGAGGAGGAGCACAGGCUUCACUUGGCAGCCCGGCACCAGGCGGCUGUGGCCCUCAGUGCUGAGCAGCAACACCACAGCUUCAAGCCUGUUCACGGCCACGGACACAGCCACGACCAUGACCAUGACCAUGAUCACGACCAUGGCCACGAUCACGACCAUGACCAUGAUCACGACCAUGGCCACGAUCACGACCACGACCACCGUCAUGACCAACAUAACCACUGUGAUCACAGUCAUGAGCAUUCAGAUGGAGGCGUGCCGGUGGAGGUUCAUCAGGCUCUCCAAGCCGCGAUGGAGAAGCUCCAGCAGCGUUUCACCACCCUCAUGCAGGAGAAGGCUGACCUGAAGGAGAGGGUGGAGGAACUGGAGCACCGCUGCAUCCAGCUGUCCGGAGAGACUGACACUAUAGGAGAAUAUAUCGCUCUAUACCAGAGCCAGCGGGCCAUCAUGAAACAGAAGCACCAAGAAAAAGAGCAAUACAUCAGCAUGCUGGCCCAGGAUAAGGAGGAGAUGAAGGCGAAGCUGGCGGAGCUGCAGGAUCUCGUCAUGAGGCUGGUGGCUGAGAGGAACGACUGGUACAACCGUUACAACGGAGCCGUGGCCGGCGUGAGCACCGCGAACCCAGACCUGCUUCCUGUCGGGGAGGAGCACACUCACACGGACCACCGGGCGCACACACACCCAGAGCUGGAUGCAGUCAGUGGAGCAGAAGCCAUGGAGGUCAUCCCGCUGUCAGAGCCCACCACCGACCUGGAGGCCACCUCACCCCAGCCUCAUUUGCUCGGCUCCGUUCAGACUGAUUCCAAACCGCUGGCACCCAAAGAAGACGCCACAGCUCAGCAGAUCAUGCAGCUGCUCCACGAGAUCCAGAACCCGCAGGGGGCUCCUCGCCCGCCGCCCUUCCUCGGGGAGAACCCCUGCAUCCCCUUCUUUUAUCGGCCUGACGAACAGGAUGAAGUCAAGAUCCUGGUGGUGUGAGGCUAGGCAGGUGUGUGUAUGCCCGUGAGUGUGUGAGAUAUCGGACAAGUCUUGAAGUCUGGGGAAUGUCGAGUCCCUCCCCACAGUUUACUUGUAGCUUAUUUGAUCACAUUCACAAACACUGAAAAAUCUGACACCGCGCACAGUUGGUCACAUCUUCAUCCAGCUGCAUUUAAACCCCCCGUUUGUUGUGUUUGUCAGCACUUUCUUGCCCGCUCUUGAAAUGAAAGAGGAUUUGUCUUUUUUAUUUGUGAUGCCCUUCCCAGAGACGAGAUGAUCAGUAUUCCUAAAAGAGAUGCGAUUAUUCUCCUUCCUGCAAUUUUAAAUUCCCGUCUCACACAUAUGUGCAAUAAAGGGAGCUUCAUUAUCUCUCCCUUCACUGAUUGAGUUCUUUACAUAACUGUAAAAAAGAAAGAAAAAGAGCAACUUGUUCAUGUGCAACUUCAUUCGAGUGCAGAUCUUGGUUUUGUUUCACUGUAGCACAUGCCAAAAUAGAGCAUCGCAGUUGAAUGUAAUAACCCAAGUGUUUGCCCGUGUUUAAUGUGAAGAGAAGGUUGCAGUUGGAGGAUGUGGGAUGAAGUGGUUUAAUUUAAAAUACAGAAAAAAUAACGAGGGUCAGGCUAAGUCAGUGAAAGAAAUGAGCGCACAUAAUAGCUUUUGAAACAGUCGCUGCUGCUCUGGUUUCAAGUUGGCAACUCGUUUAGUUUCUCAACUGAGUUCAGGAAGACAGAAGCAGAUGUUGCUGAUACCGUUCCUUUUCUUAUUCUUUUUUUUUUUUUUUUUUUUUUUUUCUGUCACGAUGUGACACUGAGUCAAAUCGUAGAACAUAGCCAGUCCAGGUUACAGAUUUUAUUUGGAAACGUUCUCCUCCUUGUCAUUCAGAUAAAUGAGAUGGAGGUGCUUUGCUGAGUCCUGCUGCUCUCAUUUUCUGUCUUCAUAGUGUCCCACUUUAUCUUCUCCAUGAGUAAGACAUACGGUUUUGGGAGAAGUCAUUUUUGUCUCGAUGUCUACUCAUAAAUUGUCUUUCUCAGAUUUUGUGUUUUCUGGUGCUUCGGGGCAUUUGGCCAUUUCCUUUUACAGACUCAGUUCACGUGUGACACAUAACUUACUUUCUCUUAGUCUUCAGCAGAACUUCUUCCACUGAACUCCUGUGAUUUUAAGUGUUUAAGGCUGUUUUCACACUUGGAGUGCAAUUUCCUAGUUAAAAACAUGAGGGGAGUUGCAUUUCAAUUGAAUAAGAGACGGAUGCUGAUAAACUUUGGGUUAAAUGUGCUUGUGGGACUAUCUAAGUGAUUUCUCAUUUGUUUUUGUUUUUUUGUUCUUUUUUCAUUUUCUAGCUAAGAAAGCAGAAUGGCUUAUAGAAUCCAGGAGAUGCAACAUUUCUCUUUUAAUAACAAAAGCAAAUAAUAUCUGCUGUUUUCCAGUGAUUUCCUGGUGAUGUUUUUUGGUCUUUUUUAAAGGGUCUUCAGUCCAUCCUGCAGUCAUGCAUAUACAACCAAAAGUCAUUGCUGGUUCAGGAGCUCUUACUCUGGUGGAUUUUGCCGUCAUACUUAAACUGCACUAACUUCGAUCACAGCCGGGUCAAAUGUGAUAAGUAUGAACAAAGAUUUAGUUUCUGAGCAGAAUAGCACUAUUAAUAAGAGCCUCCUGUUUUUCUGUUAUGUUUACUUGUAGUCCUGCAUAUCAGAGAUGAAUUCCUGCACAUCUUCAACAACUGGACUGUGUGAGUGUAUGUGGUGCGUGUGGAACCGAAAUCUUUCUUAUUUAGCCAAAAUUGCAUCUGUUGGAUGAUUUUUUUUUUUUUCUUUUUUGUAGAGUUUUAUCAGAUUAUAUAAGUAGUAUUGCACUAAACCUGUACAAAGCUUCUUGUUGUCGCUCUGUCCUCUCACGCUGGUUGGACAGAGACGCUUCCAUCGCUCAGAGCCUCCUCGCUUCUUGUGGAGGCAAAAAA
Messenger RNA from Salarias fasciatus (jewelled blenny), 5375 nucleotides. RefSeq names its product golgin A2 (gene golga2). Gene Ontology annotation, biological process: Golgi organization. Bases 26 to 3424 code for a protein of 1132 amino acids. The record is from RefSeq and is a predicted model, not a curated record. Gene Ontology annotation, molecular function: protein binding. Lineage: Eukaryota; Metazoa; Chordata; Actinopteri; Blenniiformes; Blenniidae. The transcript is spliced from 28 exons. Gene Ontology annotation, cellular component: Golgi cis cisterna; cis-Golgi network; Golgi apparatus.